AUGGUCAAAGCCGUCGAACCAAUGGUGUUUUUCGCAGCAGCGUCCGCAGCAGCCUCAAGCUGGUCCUUCAACAGCGAGAUCAUGGUCUACAGCAAUCAGCGGGGUGCCGCUGCUGCUGCUGCUGGUAGUGGUACUACCGCUGGCCAGAGCAGCCUUCAGAACCGCAUCCAUGGCAGCGGUAUCCUUGACCGCUCAGUUCCAUCCCAUCAACAACCCCCUUCAUUGCAACAGCAGCAGCAGCCUAGCAUCGACUCCUCUUCUCCUUUAUCCGCACCACUUCGCAUGGUUGCAGAGCAGUUCUCGAGCAAAUCAACAACUCAUCCCACACGAGAUCUACGUUAUACUAUCGAGACUGAAGGUGCAUACGUCGCCGUGGACCUCGAGCUUAUGGUGAUGAGGGAAGGUCAGUCUGACUCGUAUGAUGACUUUGGUCAUGACAACAACGCCAGACUUGUCGCCGAGAACACAGGGGCCGCUGCUAACGGACGUCCGAAGCACAAGAAGAUCGGGCGGUUUACAGUUCACAGAGGAUGGUCACGUAGCUGA
This is a messenger RNA of Colletotrichum costaricense, 546 nucleotides long. RefSeq lists its product as uncharacterized. The coding region runs from base 1 to 546 and encodes 181 amino acids. The transcript has 4 exons. Lineage: Eukaryota; Fungi; Ascomycota; Sordariomycetes; Glomerellales; Glomerellaceae. The record is from RefSeq and is a predicted model, not a curated record.